AUGAACGGCCCCAGUGGAGAUGGCUCCCCGGAGCAAUGCGCGAACGCAAAGGAGGGUGAAUCGGGGGAUCAGGAAAUGGACCCCUUGGACGAAUUCAUGAUGGAAAUAAAUAAAGUCUUGGAGGAGGAGAAGCAAAAGACGGAGUCGCGAGAAAAGGACGCAGAAGAAGCAGCCAAGUCGGCACCCCAAAAGGGUAGUAAUUUUACACGUACGGAGAAGGAACCCCUUAGGGGAAAUACCCCUAAAUGUGUAGGAAAUUACUUUGUUAGGGAAACCAAAUCUCAUGUCGAAAGAAAAAGUAAUCACACUUUGGAUAACCAUACAGAAGAGGAUGGUGGACACGAUGACGAUAGUCUGGAUGACAACGACGCCACAGCGGACAUUUAUGAAUUUUUGGAAAAAAAAAAUGAAGAAUUGGCAAGCGAGAAACGUCGCUUAGAAGCACACGCAGGAAAAGGAACCCACGACAGGAACAUGAUGAGUGAUGAUUCUCCAGAUGAUGGGGAUGGCUUCUUCCAAAACGGAAGAGAGAGCAACAAGGAAAACGAAAUAAUUGAAAAUGAUAUAAACUACGAUGAGGUGCAUCUGGACCACUUUAAUAAAGACAUCUUUGUCACAGAUAACAGCAUCACAGAUUUUACUUUGGAAGAAAGUGUCGAAUACAAAAAAAAAAAUAACAUCACAACUAUCGGAUUCAGCGUUCCGAAACCCCUUUUUUCCUUUUUGCAAUUAAAAAAUGUGAUAGACAAGGAGGUGUUGGAGAAUAUGUACAAUUUGUCCAUAAGCAUCUUGUCACCCAUUCAGAGUAUUGUUAUCCCAAUCUUUUUAAGUGGUAGGGAUUUUAUAGCCAGUAGCAGAACUGGUUCAGGAAAAACCCUCUCCUUCAUCAUAUCUUUGAUUAUCCAUUUGGUAAAUUACAAAAAAAUUGAGAAGGAAAAAAAAGGAAAAAAUUUCCACAAAGAAAGCGACCCUCCGGAAGAGGAACACACAGUGACAUCCCCACCCGGGGCAAUACCAACAUCAUUACCUUCCAAACAAGGUAAAGGUAACGCCUCAUCACAUGCUCUAAUACUAACUCCGACAAGAGAAUUGUGUGUGCAAAUAUAUGACCAAAUUAACAAACUCUGUUUGAACAAAUUAAAAUCUUGUAUCCUGUUCAACGGAAUAAAUUAUAAAAAUGCAUAUGAUGACAUUCACAAAGGAGUGGACAUUAUAAUUGCAAAUGUAAAAACGUUAAUCAAUUUUGUUAAUAAAACGUAUCUUUCCCUUACUAAAAUAAAGUAUGUCAUUUUGGACGAAUUUGACCGACUCUUUUCGAAGCAGUUUGUCCACUCUGUCACAUCCAUACUUAGGAAUAUAAGGCCGGACGCGAUGAAGGGAUUUUUUUCCUCCACCUUUUCGGAGCAAUCGUGUGAACUGGCAAAGCCCUACUUAAAUAAAAAAUUCAUCAUCAUCAAGGUGGGCGAGAACAACAUUUUAAUUGAUAAAAAAUUCUACAUUUUAGAAGACCAUGCUAAGUAUGACUGUUUACUCAAUUGUGUGCAUGCUUGCGCCCCAAGUGGCCAAGGAUUUAUUUUCUGCAAUAGCAAAAAAAAUGUGAUGACUUUAUAUGAAAAAUUGAAAAGGGAAAUCUCGCUCAGACACAUAUCGUUUGAUUACAUUUAUGGAGACAUAGACCAGACGGAGAGGCUAUACAAAUUAGAUUGCCUGAAAAAAAAGAAAACUCAAGUUAUGAUCAGCACGGACCUGAUGGCACGCGGCAUCGACAUCAUCGACUUGAACUUCGUCAUCAACUACGACUGCCCCAACGAUAUCUUCGUCUACGUGCACAGGAUAGGCAGAUGUUCCCGGAUGAACAAUCGCGGACAAGCCAUAACGUUCAUACAGCCAUCCGAAAAAAGAAUUGCUUUCCUCAUAUACAGCCACUUAAAUAACAAAAAGGAAAAAGUGGAUCAGACGCUGGAAGACUUUAUUCGCAGGAACAACCUUCAUAAUGAUGUCCAAAUGAAAAAAGUGAAAAGAAAAAUGAACGACUCCAUCUUUGAUGUGUCGCAGAAGAAGGCAAAGCAUCCCGGAGAUAACAAAUCUAUUUUGGCUGACUUUGCCUUUAAAAAAAUGUCCGCGCCAUCCAGAAGUGGUGAAGACGCUUUAAAAAAUUUGAAGGUCUUUACGCCAAAUGAUGUUUUGACAUCCUCCGAUGAGGACUACUGA
Plasmodium knowlesi strain H is the source of this 2211-nucleotide messenger RNA. Its product is annotated as ATP-dependent RNA helicase DDX42, putative. The transcript has 2 exons. Gene Ontology annotation, molecular function: nucleic acid binding; ATP binding. Lineage: Eukaryota; Apicomplexa; Aconoidasida; Haemosporida; Plasmodiidae. The record is from RefSeq and is a predicted model, not a curated record. The coding region runs from base 1 to 2211 and encodes 736 amino acids.